AUGACAAUCCGUCCUAUUAAGAAGAUUAAGCUUCCGCAGGAGUCCGUAGAAAGCUCGGUUGUAGACGACCCCUUUAGCAAGUUAAGCACUGUUCCGGAGCUUCUUGGCAUGGCGUAUAUCCAAGAAGUGGAGGCCAGAUACAUUUCUGUUAUUGAAACAAUCAUACUCCGAAUAAACUCCGAUCUCAGCGAGAAAGUGUGGGUGUACGGCCCCAGGAAGAUAACCAGCCACAUAAUAUCUGUUAUAUCGAAUGUCACGGGGAAGCCUCUGGAAAUUUUGAACAAAAAGUCUGCCUGCGAAAAGGACAGCCUCUACUUCCUGGACAUGUCCAGCAGCACAAUGAAGUCCGGCCGGUCCAUACUGUACAGAAUCCUGGAGAAGGGGGCGCCCUCUGGCUCAAAAAAGACCAAGUUUAUAUUCCAAAUCCCCCGGGUGUCCGACAUGAUGAAGCUAGAUAAGAGAAUAGUGAGCCGGAUGGACGGCGUAAAGGCGUAUGUUAAAGAACUCCGCGAAAAAGAGUAUUUGAAAAUCUUCAGCACCGUCAUUGAAAUUCUGAAGGCGCGCGUGGAGGAGUACGCAAAAAAAGGCGUGCAGUUUAACUUCCAGAGGAUAGAGGAAAAGCUAGAAGAAUUCGUGCAUUUUGCAUACCUUAUGGAUAACACGUACGAAGGAAUGUCUCUGCGGUUUUUCAAGUUUAUAUACGAGGUGGAAGAGGCCAAGCCGUACGCCCUGCUCAACUCCAUCCAUCUGAUAAUACUCUUGUCCGCAACUGUGAAGAGAGUCACGCUCUGCAGCGUCUACGACGAGUUUGAGCGGCGGGUGGCAAACCAGGCGCACCUAAAAAGAACCAGAAAAGACACUGUAUUUAGAAGGCUGACCGACCUUAUGUCAACAGGCCUAAUUGCUCGCGGAUACUUCACAAGCGACAGGCAGGAGCUGGAGGCUGAGGUGCUUUCCAGAAAUGAAGUUUCUCUUAAAGUCAUGCUGGACAGAGUCAAAUCUCACUGGGGAAGGCUUUCCUGCUAG
Nematocida major is the source of this 1026-nucleotide messenger RNA. RefSeq lists its product as uncharacterized. Bases 1 to 1026 code for a protein of 341 amino acids. The record is from RefSeq and is a predicted model, not a curated record. The transcript has a single exon. NCBI's taxonomy places the organism in Eukaryota, Fungi, Microsporidia.